UACUCUAAAAGGGGACUAGGGAGUCUGUGGCUUGGGAACGGGGAGUCUUGGGAGAGUGACUUGGGUUGGUCGGAGUUGCAUGCAGGACCGGGGUUCCUGAGCACCCCCCUCCUGGGACAGACACGCGAGAUGCCACCCUCGCCAAGGAAAUCUAUCAAGGAGCGCGAGCUGUUCUCCCUGACCUCAUCUCUACCAUGUUGCUCGUGGCUGAAGGUAGUUCUGUGCAGCCACAUGCGUAAUCUAUGGAUGGUGCUCAUGGCCCUCACUGUGCUCUGUGUGGCCAUCCAGAUCCUAGGAGUCGUCUGGCAAUCCAGGAAUGAUAAGAUGUUAAGCGAGAAGCUCCUGAAUGUGCAGUUCACCAUCAAGAUCCAGAGAACGCUCCCGACGGAGCAGAGGGACUGGGUACGCUUGCGCUCUUCACAUGCCCCUGUUGUAGAAGAGGAAAUGAGGUCACAGGAGGAAGGAGCUCUUAAACAACGGGCCAAAGGGAAGCAGAAGGUAGCAGAACAUCAACAUGGCAGAGAUGAGCUAGGAGUGGAGAGGCGUGUCCAGGAGCAUCACCAACAUCUAAAGCUCUCAUACACUGUCAAUAAGGUCAAAGACUCUAGGAAAGAGGCCAGGGGUAAAGUUUCAGCAGUAAAGGCAGCCCUGCCCAAAGGCACAAUGGGUGAUGAUGAGUUGCAUUUGGGGGUUCCUGGGUCUGUAGUUCUCCAGAUGGGCCACCCAUCUAUCAAAGUGGUAUCCACCUUACCUUACAAACCUCCCGAACUCCUCUCAACCAAUCAGCUGAAGAGUAGAAAGAGCCCUGCCCCUUUAGGCACCAACUCUGUAGUUGCCGGGGUGAUAAACGAGGUGAAAUCUGAGGUAGCCAGCGCCACCUGUUGGCCGAAGAACCACAUCGUCUUUCUCAAGACGCACAAAACGGCCAGCAGCACCAUCCUGAACAUCUUAUAUCGCUAUGGCGACAGCCGCAAUCUGACCUUCGCCCUUCCACUGAACAAGCACAGCCAGCUGUUCUAUCCCUUCUUCUUCGCCUCACACUUUGUAGAGGGAGUGAGGAGCCGCAGUGUCAAAGAGUUCAACAUCAUGUGCAACCACAUGAGGUUCAGACCACCAGAGGUGAGGAAAGUGAUGCCCCAGGACACGUUCUACUUCUCCAUCCUGAAGAACCCCGUUGCCAUGAUGGAGUCCAUUUUCAUCUACUACAAGAGCAUCCCCGCCUUCCACAAGGCCCGCAGCCUGGACGACUUCCUUGACAAUGGUUGGCGUAGUUACAACACCUCCCUGCCCAACAACCAUUAUGCCCGUAACAUCCUGACCUUUGACUUUGGCUUCGACAACAACGUCGCAACAGAGACACCCGGAGACCUGGAGACGCGGGGCGCCAAAGCCAUUGGCGCCAUUGAGCAGGACUUCCACCUCAUCCUCAUCUCAGAGUACUUUGACGAGUCCAUGAUCCUGCUCAAGCGCGCCCUCUGCUGGUCUCUGGACGAUGUCGUCUCCUUUAAGUUGAACAGCCGAAGCGAGCGCACACGGCACAUGCUCUCCCCGCACACCGCCGACAAGAUCAGAGCCUGGAAUGCCCUUGACUGGCAGCUCUACCUGCACUUUAACAUCACCUUUUGGCGACGCGUGGACGCUACUGUGGGGCGUGAGGAGAUGAGGCGGGAGGUGACUCGGCUGCAGGAGCGACGUGCCGAACUAGCCAAAACCUGCCUGAAAGAUGGUGGUGCAGUGGACCCGUCGCAGGUGAAGGAUGCCGGGCUGAAGCCCUUCCAGUACGGGGCGGCCAUCAUCCAGGGCUACAACCUGAACCCUGGGCUGGUCGGGCCCACCAAAACACACUGUCAGAACCUGAUCACUCCAGAGCUGCAGUACACAGACACUCUCUACACCAAGCAGUUCCCUGAGCUUGCCGCCAGGCAGAGACAGGCUGCCAAACUGGUCGCCUCACAGCGUCAGCCUAGUUCAGUUAAGGUCAACCCGAACAAAGCAGCCAUGACAGGGCCGGUGAGGGUGAGAGAGGCCAGACACAGUAGGACAGCCAGGAGUGGACAUAGAAACCCUCAUGCUCAGAAACAAAAUGACCUCCCCUCAAGUGCCCUGUCUAAAAUCACUGCAGCUAGAAGUGACAGAAACAUGCCUUAAGGGGGGGCUCUUUCAACACAGACUGGGGACUAGUGGGAAGAUCCACAGGAGCUCAUUGCUGCUGCGUACUGGGGUCUUUUUAAGCUGAACAGCCAAUGGCUAUGUUUUGUCUAUACAGUGAGGACCUUUCGCUGCACAUUAUGUUCACUCUGGCUGGCUGCAGUGCACAGGGCCAGUUGGCUGACUUUGGCGGCACUAGGAUAAGCUCUAGUGUUUCUGCCAAACGAUUCUGGACCUGUGUGGAUGGAGGGGAUGGAGUUGGGGGACGAGAGAAGGAAGAGUAGGAAAGAGAAGGAGAGUGCACCUGUGGUGACUGUCCUGCCUUGACUGGUUGGACUGGAAGUAGCCUUUUGUGGCACACAUCUCCUACACAUCUCCUAAACCCUAUCAUCUAAUAUUUCCCCUUGAUCUUGUUACACCCUGAGGUUUACAAUUUGAACCCUUGGGGUGUACAGUCGUAGUCAAAAGUUUUGAGAAUGACACAAAUAUUAAUUUUCACAAAGUCUGCUGCCUCAGUUUGUAUGAUGGCAAUUUGCAUAUACUCCAGAAUAUUAUGAAUAGUGAUCAGAUUAAUUGCAAUUAAUUGCAAAGUCUCUCUUAGCCAUGCAAAUGAACUGAAUCCCAAAAUUGAAUUCCCCCAAAAACAUGUCCACUGCAUUUCAGCCCUGCCACAAAAGGACCAACUGACAUCAUGUCAGUAAUUCUCUCGUUAGUGAGUGUUGAUGAGGACAAGGCUGGAGAUCACUCUAUCAUGCUGAUUGAGUUCGAAUAACAGACUGGAAGCUUCAAAAGGAGGGUGGUGCUUGGAAUUAUUGUUCUUCCUCUGUCAAUCAUGGUUACCUGCAAGGAAACACGUGCCAUCAUCAUUGCUUUGCACACAAAGGGCUUCACAAAGGGCUUUUGCCAGUACGAUUGCACCUAAAUCAACCAUUUAUUGGAUCAUCAAGAAUUUCAAGGAGAGCGGUUCAAAUGUUGUGAAGAAGGCUUCAGGGUGCCCAAGAAAGUCCAGCAAGUGCCAGGACCAUCUCCUAAAGUUGAUUCAGCUGCGGGAUCGAUGCACCACCAGUACAGAGCUUGCUCAGGAAUGGCAGCAGGCAGGUGUGAGUGCAUCUGCACGCACAGUGAGGCGAAGACUUUUGGAGGAUGGCCUGGUGUCAAGAAGGGCAGCAGAUAAGACACUUCUCUCCAGGAAAAACAUAAUAGACAGACUUAUAUUCUGCAAAAUGUACAGGGAUUGGACUGCUGAGGACUGGGGUAAUGUCGUUGUCUCUGAUGAAUCCCCUUUCCGAUUGUUUGGGGCAUCCGGAAAAAAGCUUGUCCGGAGAAGACAAGGUGAGCGCUACCAUCAGUCCUGUGUCAUGCCAACAGUAAAGCAUCCUGAGACCAUUCAUUUGUGGGGUUGCUUCUCAGACAAGGGAGUGGGCUCACUCACAAUUUUGCCUAAGAACACAGCCAUGAAUAAAGAAUGGUACCAACACAUCCUUCGAGAGCAACUUUUCCCAACCAUCCAGGAACAGUUUGGUGACGAACAAUGCCUUUUCCAGCAUGAUGGAGCACCUUGCCAUAAGGCAAAACUAAGUGGCUCGGGGAACAAAACAUCGAUAUUUUGGGUCCAUGGCCAGGAAACUCCCCAAACCUUAAUUUUUAAUUUUUAAAUUUUUAAUUUCACCUUUAUUUAACCAGGUAGGCUAGUUGAGAACAAGUUCUCAUUUGCAACUGCGACCUGGCCAAGAUAAAGCAUAGCAGUGUGAACAGACAACACAGAGUUACACAUGGAGUAAACAAUUAACAAGUCAAUAACACAGUAGAAAAAAAGGGGAGUCUAUAUACAAUGUGUGCAAAAGGCAUGAGGAGGUAGGCGAAUAAUUACAAUAUUGCAGAUUAACACUGGAGUGAUAAAUGAUCAGAUGAUCAUGUACAGGUAGAGAUAUUGGUGUGCAAAAGAGCAGAAAAGUAAAUAAAUAAAAACUGUGGGGAUGAGGUAGGUGAAAAUGGGUGGGCUGUUUACCAAUAGAUUAUGUACAGCUGCAGCGAUCGGUUAGCUGCUCAGAUAGCAGAUGUUUGAAGUUGGUGAGGGAGAUAAAAGUCUCCAACUUCAGCGAUUUUUGCAAUUCGUUCCAGUCACAGGCAGCAGAGUACUGGAACGAAAGGCGGCCGAAUGAGGUGUUGGCUUUAGGGAUGAUCAGUGAGAUACACCUGCUGGAGCGCGUGCUACGGAUGGGUGUUGCCAUCGUGACCAGUGAACUGAGAUAAGGCGGAGCUUUACCUAGCAUGGCCUUGUAGAUGACCUGGAGCCAGUGGGUCUGGCGACGAAUAUGUAGCGAGGGCCAACCGACUAGAGCAUACAAGUCGCAGUGGUGGGUAGUAUAAGGUGCUUUAGUGACAAAACGGAUGGCACUGUGAUAAACUGCAUCCAGGAGAGUUUGCAGUCUAGCCAGACACCUAGGUACUUAUAGGUGUCCACAUAUUCAAGGUCGGAACCAUCCAGUGUGGUGAUGCUAGUCGGGCAUGCGGGUGCAGGCAGCGAUCGGUUGAAAAGCAUGCAUUUGGUUUUACUAGCGUUUAAGAGCAGUUGGAGGCCACGGAAGGAGUGUUGUAUGGCAUUGAAGCUCGUUUGGAUCAGGGAAUCGCCCGCAGCAAGAGCAACAUCAUUGAUAUAUACAGAGAAAAGAGUCGGCCCGAGAAUUGAACCCUGUGGCACCCCCAUAGAGACUGCCAGAGGACCGGACAGCAUGCCCUCCGAUUUGACACACUGAACUAAUCCCAUUGGGAACUUGUGGUCAAUCCUCAAGAGGACAAACAAAAAUCCACAAAUUCUGACAAACUCCAAGCAUUGAUUAUGCAAGAAUGGGCUGCCAUCAGUCAGGAUGCGGCCCAGUUAAUUGACAGCAUGCCAGGGCGGAUUGCAGAGGCCUUGAAAAAGAAAGGUCAACACUGCAAAUAUUGACUCAUUGCAUCAACUUCAUGUAAUUGUCAGUAAAAGCCUUUGACACUUAUGAAAUGCUUGUAAUUAUACUUCAGUAUUCCAUAGUAACAUCUGACAAAAAUAUCUAGACACUGAAGCAGCAAACUUUGUGGAAAUUAAUAUUUGUGUCAUUCCCAAAACUUUUGGCCAUGACUGUACUAAGGUUUGAAUGGGACAUACUUGAUACCAUUGAUUAAAUUGAUUGGGGUUGGGUAAGACCUGCAGUACAGUCUGUCUGCUAACACCAAAAGACUAGCAAAUACCUCCACUUUACCAUGGGGUCUCUCAUUUAGACAGGACAUAUCUCAGGUCUCAUUUCUCUGAGUUGAUCUAAUCUUUACUCAGAGAUAAGGUGGCUCAAUCUGAUACCACCUAAAGAGAGCAAGGGCUUGUAACAUUCUGUAAUAAUAGAUUUGUACAUAAACUCAAAUGCAGACAGCAGAACAUUCCUAGAAUUGUAUCAUCCUUUUAGGUUAGUAACUAAGAGAGAUUGAGUUACUGAAGUUAUUCAGUAACUGAAAGACAUUCAGUAGGCCACUAUGGGAAAAAAUUCAGUUACCAAGACAUAACAAUGGAGCUCUCGAUUCUCACCGAGAUGGGAAUCACAUUAAAAUAUUGUAUUUCUUAGAAGAUCAAAUGAUUAGUCUCUUUAAAUUAAAGUGUGCUUUUACAGUUUUUUACAAUCACUUUGGCACUAAUUUCGGAACCUUGAUGUCAUUUUUCAAAACUCUAGACACAAAACUCACAACCAAUGGUCAAAAUGCUAAUUUUUCAAAACUCUUCAAAACACUUUUUACAAUUGCUUGGAUACAGUACACAUAAAGCUAACAGAAUUUGUUCAUUGAACUAAAAUCACCUGUUCAAUAUGACAUAACUUAACAUCAAAGUAUUACCAUUUCAAAAUGCAAUUCACACAUUACAUCUGAAAUGACUGUCUAUUCAUUUCAUUACAAUGAUCUAACUAUCAAUUGAUACAACUGCUCAAAAUGAUAAGUAACUGUUGCAUUACUCUAAAUGCAUAGUUUUAUGGAAACUGACGAACAAUAUUCCAUGUUUAGAUCAUGAAAGUUUCAGGAUAACGAGAUCCAUUGACACCAAUUACCGUGGAACAUGAACCAACUGGACUACAUUAUCUAUGGAUGUAAUAUUUAAUCAUCAUUCUUUAUCAGACCACGUUUCUAUGGUCCCAUGUACCACUUUUCCAGACCAUUACUGUACACUCACCGGCCACUUAUCUAGUACUGGGUAGGACCCCUUUUGCCUCCACAACAGCCUGAGUUAUUCACAGUGUUGUACGGUAAGAGAAGCCCUUCUGCACCUCUGUUUUAAACAGCUGUUAUUUGAGCAUUUGUGGCCUUUCUGUUAGCUUGAAUAAGUCUGGACAUUCUCCUCUGACCUCUCUCAUUAACAAGGUGUUUUGCCCACAGAACUGCCGCUCACUGAAUGUGUUUUGUUUAUCGCACCAUUCUCUGUAAACUCUAGAGACUGUGGUGCGUAAAAAUCCCAGGAAGGCAGUUGUUUCUGAGAUGCUGGAACCACCAUGUGUGGCAUCAACAAUCAUACCCACGGUCAGUUGCUUAGAUUACGCAUCUUGCCCGUUCUAAUGAUUGGUCGAACAACAUAUAAAGCUCUCUACUCAAUAUACUCUAUAUAUUGAGUUGCAGGCAGCCACAUGAUUCACUGUUCGAAUGUAACCUUCCUUGAUGAGCUAAAUCAGGUCUGUAGAGCUGAAGGUAUGACCUAUGUCAUUGUGUGGGAUAAUGUCAGGUUCCACCAUGCUCAAAUGGUGCAAGCAUGGUUUCAGGCCCAUCCACAAUUUACCACCCUGUACUUACCCCCAUACUCUCCUUUCCUUAACCCGAUUGAGGAAUUUUUCUCCACAUGGAGGUGGAAGGUAUAUGAUAGGCGCCCUCAUGAACAAGCCACCCUUCUCCAUUCCAUGGAUGACGCAUGCAAUGACAUCACGGAAGACCAGUGUCAGGCCUGGAUUCACCAGAAGAUUCUUCCCAAGAUGUUUGGCUAAUGAAAACAUCCAUUGUGAUGUGGAUGAGAACCUGUGGCCAAAUCCACAAGGCAGGGUUGAUGGAAAUAUAGAAGUACAGUAAUCAAUCUUUUGUUUUACAGUAAGCCAGGUGGGGAACACUGCAGUGAUGUUUUACAGUAAGCCAGGUGAGGAACACUGCAGUGAUCUUUUACAGUAAGCCAGGUGAGGAACACUGCAGUGAUGUUUUACAGUAAGCCAGGUGAGGAACACUGCAGUGAUGUUUUACAGUAAGCCAGGUGAGGAACACUGUAGUUGACCUUUAACUGUUUUUUCUUUUUUGUAGCGAAAUAUUUUUGCUUUGAUUCAAAGAAACCUAUGUUGGGAUUUUAUUGUAUUUCAUCAAUAAAUUUCAUAUUUUGUUCAGUGUCUGUAGUAUUCUCUCUACUAGUCCUUUGUGUAUAAGACAGUAGUUUUGGAAUUGUUAGUUAGAUUACUUGUUGGUUAUUACUGCAUUGUGGGAACUAGAAGCACAAGCAUUUCGCUACACUCGCAUUAACAUCUGCUAACCAUGUGUAUGUGACAAAUAAAAUUUGAUUUGAUGAUUUGAUUUGAUUUUUACAGUGAUGUAUUUAUGUGUAGUAGCAUAAUGAAACAUGUUUCACAUGUUUUGUACUAAAAUAUGGGGCAGGGUAGCCUAGUGGUUAGAGUGUUGGACUAGUAACCGGAAGGUUGCAAGUUCAAAACCCCGAGCUGACAAGGUACAAAUCUGUCGUUCUGCCCCUGAACAGGCAGUUAACCCACUGUUCAUAGGCCGUCAUAGAAAAUAAGAAUUUGUUCUUAACUGACUUACCUGGUUAAAUAAAGAUUUAAAAAAAAUAAUAAUAAUAUUGAAUGAUUGUACGAAAAACAAAACAGUGAAACUAUCAUCGGUAUCUUGUGUGUGGAUGAUCUAAAUGAAUGUUCCUAUGGUAUUUCAUGAUAAAUGAGUUAUUUGAACCUAUGAUUCUGUAAGUGCAAGGUUUCUUUAAAGAUAUGAAUGCACAAUGCAAUGUUUUGAAAAUUGGACAGCAUGUGCUACAAGUGAUGACCGUUAUGAGUUUUGUGUCUAGGGUUUUGAAAAAUUACCACAAGGUUCUGAAGUUAGUCCCAAAGUGAUUGUUAAAAACUGUAAAUCAUACUGCACUUUAGAGUAAAUAUAUAUGGGUUGUAAAGAAUUGAUCGUAAAAUGUAAAUGUAGAUUUGUAUUUAGAGAUGAUUUUGUGAUGUGAUUCCUUACAGCCUUAUUCUAAAAGUGAUUAUAUAAAAAGCUAAAAAAGGUUUUUAAAAUUUUUACAAAAUGUAUUACAAAAUAGAAAACAGAAAUACCUUAUUUAGAUAAGUAUUCAGACCCUUUGCUAUGAGACUCAAAAUUGAGUUCAGGUGCAUUCUGUUAACGAUCAUCCCUGAGAUGCUUCUACAACUUGAUUGGAGUCCACCUGUGGAAAAUUCAAUUGAUCGGACAUGAUUUGGAAAGGCACACACCUGUCUAUAUAAGGUCCGACAAUUGACAGUGCAGAUCACAGCAAAAACCAAGUGAUGAGGUCGAAUGGAUUGUCCGUAGAGCUCAAAGACAGGAUUAAAACGAGGCACAGAUCUGGGGAAGCUUACCAAUUUUUUUUGCUGCAUUGAUGGUCCCCAAGAACACAGUGGCCUCCAUCUUUCUUAAAUGGAAGAAGUUUGGAACCACCAAGACUCUUCCUGGAGCUGGCCGCUGUCCAAACUGAGAAAUUGGGGGAGAAGGGCCUUGGUCAGGGAGGUGACCAAGAACCUGAUGGUCACUCUGAGAAAGCUCUAUAGUUCAUCUGUGGAGAUUGAAAAACCUUCCAGAAGGACAACCAUCUCUGCAGUACUCCACCAAUCAGGCCUAUAUGGUAGAGUGGCCAGACGUAAGCCACUCCUCAGUAAAAGGCACAUGACAGCCCGCUUGGAGUUUGCCAAAAGGCACCUAAAGACUCUCAGACCAUGAGAAACAAGAUUCUCUGGUCUGAUGAAACCAAGAUUGAAGUCUUCGGCCUGAAUGCCAAGCAUCACGUCUGGAGGAUACCUGGCACCAUCCCUAUGGUGAAGCAUGGUGGUGGCAGCAUCAUGCUGUGGGGAUGUUUUUCAGCGGCAGGGACCGGGAGGCUAGUCAGGAUCGAGGCAAAGUUGAACAGAGCAAAGUACAGAGAGAUCCUUGAUGAAAAUCUGCUCCAGAGCACUCAGGACCUCAGACCUGGGCAAUGGUUCACCUUCCAACAGGACAACGACAGAGAAGAAUGGGAGAAACUCCCCAAAUACAGGUGUGUCAAGCUUGUAGCAUCAUACCCAAGAAGACUCAAGGCUGUAAUCACUGCCAAAGGUGCUUCAACAAAGUACACAGUGAAGGGUCUGAAAACUUAUGUAAAUGUGGUAUUUCAGUUUUUUUAUAUAAAAAAUGAGCAACAAUUUCUAAAAAACUGUUUUGCUUUGUCAUUAUGGGAUAUUGUGAGUAGAUUAAUCAGGGGAAAAAAUGAUUUAAUCAAUUUUAGAAUAAGGCUGUAAUGUAACAAAAUGUGGAAAAAGUCAAUGGGUCUGAAUACUUUCCGAAGGCACUAUGUUUAUUUUUCUCAUUGUUUUGAGCAGUGAUGUUGCCACUGACUCGGGAAGCACAGAUUUCAAAAUUGAAAUGGUCAAAUAAAAGGGUGAUGUAUUAUAACUGGUUCUUA
Oncorhynchus nerka (sockeye salmon) is the source of this 9820-nucleotide messenger RNA. Its product is annotated as galactose-3-O-sulfotransferase 2-like. Gene Ontology annotation, biological process: glycolipid biosynthetic process. The record is from RefSeq and is a predicted model, not a curated record. The transcript is spliced from 4 exons. Gene Ontology annotation, cellular component: membrane. NCBI's taxonomy places the organism in Eukaryota, Metazoa, Chordata, Actinopteri, Salmoniformes, Salmonidae. Gene Ontology annotation, molecular function: galactosylceramide sulfotransferase activity. Bases 130 to 2148 code for a protein of 672 amino acids.